AUGUCUAAUUUUUAUUUAAACAAAAAUAAUUCUGAAAUUCAAGAAAUUUCAGAAAAUAAUCUUUUAGAAAAUGAAACUUGGACUGAAGAAGAACUUUCUAAAUUUAAAAUUUUAUAUUAUAAAACAAAAGAUAUUUUAGAAAAACAUGAUGAUGAUAAUCAAAAAUUAGAAGAAGAAAUUAAUUUAUUACAAAAUAAUGAAUUUAAAAAAUCCUUUGAUAAACAAUGUUGUGAAAAAAAUUGUUUACAAACUCAAUGUGAUUAUUCAGUAGCUUUAUUACGAUAUUCUAAUUUUAAAAAUCUUUCUAAAUCUUUUCAAGAUAUGUAUUUAUUAGGAAAAUUAAUUUGUUUAAAUGCUUUUAAAACAAUUUAUGGACUUGGAGAAAAAAGAUGGAAAAAUUUAAGAGAACAUUUUGUAGAAAAUGAUAUUAAUUUAAGAAAAGAUUCUAAAAUAGGAAAAGUAAGUAAUCAAGCAAUAUCAUUUGAAGUAGUAAUGAAUGUUAUUACUUUUAUAGCAAAUUAUGCAAAACAAAAUGGUUUGCCAUCUCCAGGUCGAAGUUUUCAUGAUAAUACUAGUAUAAUUAUUUAUUUACCAGCAGAUAUAACUUAUUCAUCUUUGCAUGUUCAAUAUUUAGAAGCAAUUAAAAACAAUAAUCAAUAUGGAGUAGCUUUAACAACAUUUAAUAGAAUUUGGAAAAAAUUUUUACCACAUAUUAAAAAAUUAACUCCUAAAAGUGAUUUAUGUUUAAAAUAUAAAGAUAUGCGAUUUAAUGCUAAUUAUUGGACUAUUGAAGAAAAAGAAAUUAAAGUAUUAGAAUGA
Scutellospora calospora is the source of this 819-nucleotide messenger RNA. The record is from the annotation of a GenBank genome assembly. Lineage: Eukaryota; Fungi; Glomeromycota; Glomeromycetes; Diversisporales; Gigasporaceae.